CGUAAUUGACCACAUCAGCAGAUGAUGGCGACAGCAGAGGAAGUGCUUUGGGAGUGGCAGCCUGAAGCCAUUGCGCUUGUGGUAGAGGAUGAAGAUCACCGCCUGCAUCUCACAGAGCAGGGCGUGGACCUCCUUCGCUCCUUCAAUUACCCCGUUGCGGUGGCCUGUUUAGUUGGUGGCCCCACUCGUCAUGACGUCUUCCAUGCCUUUGUCGACGACGGGAUGUCGAACACAGUCCCACCUCUCGUUCCCGCCACCCAUGGCAUCUACUUGAUCGGCUCGGCUGAUUUCAUGCGCACUGGUCGAUGCAUGCUCGCGCUAUCCCUCACUGUAGACCUCGAGGACGACGACCAGCACGCACCAUUGUGGGACUUGGCGCUUCUCCUCAGCUCCAUUGUCCUCUACAUCAACGACGGAGAGAUUCCGACACCGCCACCGCGGCUCUUGGACACGCUCGAAGUCAUUCGCGCCCUCAAACCCGACUGUUCCACCGACGACAUCAACGAGUUCCUCCCGAGCCUGUUGUGGGCGACCGCAUCACCCUCCGACGCUCCAUCAGCUGCAGCUUUCCAUGCGUCUUCGUGGCCGUUCGAGCUGCCUUCCACGGCCGUCUCGGACAUGGCGACGCUCGAUCUGGUUGGCUGGUGCGUCUAUCCUUCCCAUGCUGCUCCAUCCUCUGACGCCGCCACCAUCAUCGAUGACAUGCGAGUCAUACUCCUGCAUCACACCAAGACCAAAUCGUUCUUUGGCACGUCGUUGCAUGGAGACAUGCUCGUGGCUUUAGUCGACCAUGCGCUUUCGUGGCUACCACGCGACGAUUCAUCUGCCACGUCCGUCACAGUUGACUUCCUUGGGGGAUGGGAGCACAUGGUAGGCAUGCAGUGCACCGCCGUGGCAGCGACGGCGCUGGCCGCCUACGACGAUGUGAUGGCAGAGGUCGACCCGCCGCCAUCCUCCGCCCCUCUCUCGUCGAGCGUCCGUCCGCCGAUGCCAUUGGCCGAGUUUGAAAAGCUCCACGUAGACAUGCACGAAAUGGCCAUGUCCUCGUUCACUUCGCAGGCGAAACCGUACAAAAAGUCGAGGGCAUACCGCCGACACAAGCAGUCCCUCGUCGGCACUCUCCAGACGUCGUGCACCCGUCACCGCCGCGCCUUGAUCGAGUCGUCCCGGGUGUAUUGCACUGCCGUGGCUCAUGUCCACUUGUCUUUGUUAUCUAACGAGUCGACCGUACCCGACGAUACACCGUCAACCUCAUCUUCAUCGCCAGCGCCUCCCAACGGCACCAUCGAUCAUUCAACUCCUCCAACAGAAACGUCACAAGACGAUGUAUUGAGCGCAUUUGUGCGCGUCUACCGCCAAGCCACGACCGGCCAAGUUGCAGCGGACCAAGUGCUGGCCACCGUCGUGGUCUCCGACGUCGCCGACUUCCUGACCCGCCGCCAACACGCAGCCAAAGCGUCGUGGACGAGCGCGCACUUGGCGUCCGAGCGAUCUGCGCUGCAGGCCGCGUACGCCGCCAAGCAGGACCAGCUCACGGCGCACUUCCAUGACCAAGCGCUGCAGCUGCGGGAGGCCCUCGCGGCCGAGAAGAAGCUCUGGACCCAGGCACACAUGGCCAAGCAAGCCCGCGACAAGAUCGACGUGCAUGAAACCAAGCGACUGGCGGAUGAUCUGUCGGCCGCCGCGGCCACGAUCGCAGCGUUGGAACGAACCAAUCAGGCGCUGCAGGAUGAAGUGGCAGCGCGAGACGCCACCAUCGGCCACCUCCAACUACAGGUGUCCGACUUGCAAAGGGCGACCGCCGACGAUGACCGCGUCCGGUCGGCGCUCGUGGACAGCAUCGCAGAAUCCAUUCGAAACGAAAAGCGACUCGAAGCGGCUCUGGCAGCUGCCGAGUCGGCCGCGACCGCCGCCGCCGCCCACCUUCGGAUUCUGACAGAGGAAAAAGAGCACCUGCAGACGAAUUGGCGGCAGCUGAUGGUGCAAAUCACAGCGUUGCCACCGCCGCUGCAGCACCAAGUGCUGUCUUUGCAUGUCGACGAACAAGCGACCGGACACGAACACACGACCGUGGGGUUUUCGGACGCACUAAGUAGUUUCAUGUCCACUUAAAGAGUACGACUACUACUACCGGUACUACCAUACCACACUACGUAGUGGUAUGGUACGAACAAAGAAGUAAUCCCCGUGUUGUAGGUCUCGUUGACUGUGUGGUUUUGGCUGACAUAUAAGAAGUCUUAACGACGACUUCUCUACACCUGGAGUAUGGGGAAGCGAAAGUGGAUCAAGUGUGUGUCGAAGUAGUCGAUAAGACAUAACUCAGGUUCAGCCAUGU
Messenger RNA from Aphanomyces astaci, 2335 nucleotides. RefSeq lists its product as hypothetical. Gene Ontology annotation, molecular function: GTP binding; GTPase activity. The transcript has a single exon. NCBI's taxonomy places the organism in Eukaryota, Oomycota, Saprolegniomycetes, Saprolegniales, Verrucalvaceae. The coding region runs from base 22 to 2112 and encodes 696 amino acids. The record is from RefSeq and is a predicted model, not a curated record.